AUGCAGGGUAUCGAACCCUGUACCUCUCGCAUGCAAUACACAAAAUGUUCUUCUUUGCUUCACUGCUCCUUCGUCCCUUCAUCCUCUCUCUCUUUCCCUUCCUCGUUUUCAGGUUUAUCUCUUGGGUUGGAUUUGAGUUCUACUAUUGGGGUUGGAAGAAGAAGAGGCUCUGGCUUAGUGGUGAGGGCUGGGAAGGCUGCUCUGUGUCUAACCAAGAGAAAUAGGUCCCGGAAAUCUUUGGCUCGAACUCAUGGCUUCCGCAGACGCAUGAGAACCACUGGUGGUAGAGCAAUGUUGAAGCGCCGACGUGCUAAGGGACGGAAGAUCCUCUGCACGAAGACCAAUCCCAACAGUGGAAAACGUGCCUGA
Prunus armeniaca (apricot) is the source of this 369-nucleotide messenger RNA. The record is from the annotation of a GenBank genome assembly. NCBI's taxonomy places the organism in Eukaryota, Viridiplantae, Streptophyta, Magnoliopsida, Rosales, Rosaceae.